Molecule: messenger RNA, 1032 nt
Organism: Dama dama (fallow deer)
Lineage: Eukaryota; Metazoa; Chordata; Mammalia; Artiodactyla; Cervidae
Gene: SPATC1L
Product: spermatogenesis and centriole associated 1 like
Exons: 4
Coding region: 1-1032 (343 amino acids)
Source: RefSeq, a predicted model, not a curated record
AUGGCUGAGGGCAGCGAGCUGAUGAACAGGCUCAUGAGCGAGAACGCCGACCUCAAGAAGCAGGUGCGUCUCAUGAAGGAGAACCAGAUGCUGAAGCGGCUGCUGAGCGAGAGCUGCCAGGAGAGCUGUGGGCGCGGGGGCCGUGACUUCCUCUUCCCCAAGGUGCCCGCCUACCCCGAGGCCUGCUCCCCGGGGAGCACAGUUCCAGACUUUGGAAGGUUCGCCAGUGGCCCUGAUGCACCCUCCCAGCUGCAGGGGUCCUCCCUGGAAGACCUGCUGUGCUCACACGCCCCCGUCUCCAGCGAGGAUGAUGCCUCCCCGGGCUGUGUGACUUCCUCACAGGUGCCCUUCAAGGCUUUCCUCAGCUCCCCGGAACUGCGUGUCCCCCGAGGCUCCGACCGAAAGCUGUCCCCACUUCUGAGCCCCUUGCAGGACCCACUGGUGGAGAAGACCCUGCUGGAGACCCGGGAUGUGGGCCGGCCCAAAAAGGUGUGCUUCUCAGAGAGCAGCCUGCCCUCCGGGGACCGAACCAGGAGGAGCUACUACCUGAAUGAGAUCCAGAGCUUCACUGGCACCGAGAAGGAUGGUCGCAUUGUCGGGGAGAUUGCCUUCCAGCUGGACCGGCGCAUCCUGGCCUAUGUCUUCCCAGGGGUGACCCGGCUCUACGGCUUCACUGUGUCCAACAUCCCUGAGAAGAUCAAACAGACCUCCAUCAAGUCCCUGGACGGCUCGGUGGACGAGAAGAAGCUGCGGGAGCUCACGCACCGCUACCUUACGCUGACGGCGCGCCUGGAGAGACUGGGCUACAACCGCGACGUGCACCCCGUGUUCAGCGAGUUCCUCAUCAACACCUACGGCAUUCUGAAGCAGCGGCCGGACCUGCGUGCCAACCCGCUGCACAGCAGCCCGGCCGCCCUGCGGAAGCUGGUCAUCGACGUCGUGCCCCCCAAGUUUCUGGGCGACUCGCUGCUGCUGCUCAACUGCCUGUGCGAGCUCUCCAAGGAGGACAGCCGCCCGCUCUUCGCCUGGUGA